AUGGCACCAAAAGUCCUCGUCGUCCUCAGCUCCCACGACAAGCUCGGUUCCACCGGUCACCCAACCGGCUGGUAUCUGCCCGAAUUCGCCCACCCCCACGAAGUCCUCCACGACAAGGUCUCCCUAACAAUCGCCUCACCAAAAGGCGGCGAAGCACCCCUAGACCCGUCAUCCGUACAGGCAUCCGAGUCAGACGAAGUCUCGCAGACGUUCCUGAAAGAGCAAAAAGCCCUCUGGACGAACACGCACAAGUUGGCGGAUGUACUCCCUCGCGCGGGCGAGUUUGAUGCGCUCUUCUAUGUUGGUGGUCACGGACCAAUGUUCGACCUAACCGAGGACCCCACCUCCCUGGCUCUAAUCCAGGCCUUCGCCGUAGCCAACAAGCCCGUCGCGGCCGUCUGCCACGGUUCCUGCGUGCUACUAAACGCCAAAGCGCCCUCCGGCGUCCCGCUCAUCUCCGGCGUUAGCGUGACCGGGUUCUCGAAUGACGAGGAAGAUGCCGUGAACCUUUCUGCUGCGAUGCCGUUUAUGCUGGAGACGGAGUUGGGUCGUGUUUCUGGUGGGAAGUAUGUUAAGGCUGCGGAGCCUUGGGGGGAGAUGGUUGUUGUUGGCAAGGCGGCUGAGACCGGGUCGACUAUUAUUACCGGGCAGAAUCCUGGGUCUGCGACUGCUGUUGGAAAGGCGAUUUUGAAGGAAUUGGGGUUGUAG
Molecule: messenger RNA, 708 nt
Organism: Penicillium expansum
Lineage: Eukaryota; Fungi; Ascomycota; Eurotiomycetes; Eurotiales; Aspergillaceae
Product: ThiJ/PfpI family protein
Exons: 3
Coding region: 1-708 (235 amino acids)
Molecular function (GO): glyoxalase III activity
Source: RefSeq, a predicted model, not a curated record